AAUAAUAAUAAUAAUAAUAAUAAUCAAUUUUUUCAUAUAGGAGGAAAUAAUAAUAUGGAUUAUUUAGAAUUACCUCUGGAAGCCGGUAGUAGACGAUUUCUUAUUUCUCCUCCAAUCUCUCCUCAUGCAGAAUGGAAUGAUUUCGAAAGAGAGGAAGAUGCUCCUAAUAAAAAGGCUAUACAUUCUCCUAGUGAAUUAUCUCAUUUAUUAUGGGAAAGAUUAGGUGGAUUUGAUAGUUCGGUGGUGCGGAAGUAUCAAGGAGAUGAUGAAGAUAAUGAACAAGAAUUAUAUCAAGAACAAGAAAAUCAGCCACCACUCAAUGAAGUUAUUGAUUCACCUACUCAAUAUGAUUUGAAUCAAAAUCCAGAAGUUUUAUUUGAAGAUAGAGAUAGAGACGUUCCAGCAAUUAUUCUCGAUAGUGUAAGAAAUGCUGCUAGUACAGAUACAACUACAGAUACAAGUCAAAAUCGUAAUUUUAAAUUACCUAAAACCACCAUGCCCCCACUUUUCUAAACUCCUUAAAGUAGUUUAGUUUAAAUAAAGAUAAUUAAUUCUUGGAUAAUAAUAGAUAGUUAAUGAACAUUUAAGCAUAUAUAUAUAUAUAUAUUUGCAGUUAAACGGCAUCUGCGGCUGUGUGCAGGAUUCUGAAAUUUUUUUAGCAGAGAGAUGAGACCUCAUUUUUUAAAUCGCUAAUAAAUAUUUCACUAUGUGAAAAUUAACUAAUAAUACU
Scheffersomyces amazonensis is the source of this 730-nucleotide messenger RNA. RefSeq names its product Rcn1p (gene RCN1). Lineage: Eukaryota; Fungi; Ascomycota; Pichiomycetes; Serinales; Debaryomycetaceae. The transcript has a single exon. Gene Ontology annotation, biological process: calcium-mediated signaling. The record is from RefSeq and is a predicted model, not a curated record. The coding region runs from base 55 to 513 and encodes 152 amino acids.